AUGGUGAAAGAUGGCUUCAGUGGAUUUAGUGAUGACUUGCAUGAUUUUGGUGACAAUGAAAUGAAUUCGUAUGGUAUGGAAGAUGCAGAUGGAGCGGAAGAGCUCCCAGAUAUUGUCAGUCGGGCAGCUGGAGAUGAAGGCUUGGUGGAUUCGUUAGCUACACAACACACCCACCCCGAUGAUUUUAAUCAAAAUCUUACUUAUUGGAGGAGAUGGAAGGUAGGUGAAAUAGCUCAGGCUAUGAUCAGAGGUACUCAGGAAGAAGGGUAUGCUUUAUUGGAAGCGUAUCGCCAUGUUAUGCUGUCCUAUAAUGAAGGAAGUAUUCUUGAUUUGAAGCUUGAUCAUAAAUUGUAUUUUCGAUAUUUUUUCUUAUCUAUUGGAGCUUUCAUUAAAGGAUUCGCGCAUAUGAGAAAGGUUAUUGCCGUUGAUGGGACAUUUCUGAGUGGCAGGUAUGAAGGCUGCUUGUUGUCUGCUGUGGCACAAGAUAUAGAGAAUCAGAUUUUUUCAAUUGCGUUAUGUGUAGUCGAUGAAGAGUGCGAUGAUUCUUGGACCUACGUUUUGAACAGUUGCGGCACAUUGUUGACGACAAUGAUGAAUUCUGCAUUAUCUCUGAUCGACAUCUGUCUAUUGGGAAUGGCUUCAAAAACGUUUUUUCUGCCGCUCAUCAUGUCAUACAUUACUGAGGAGUUCUUUGACCAUUUUCAGCAAUUGCGUGAUAAAAGCAGGGAAGUAGCUAAUUGCCUCACAAAUGAAAUUGGGUUCCAAAAGUGGAGCAGGGUCUUCUUUCCAGGAAACCGAUACGGCGUGUUGACAACAAAUAUUGCAGAAUCGCUUAACGCAAUGCUUAAGGAUCAAAGAGACUUCCCGAUCAUUAGCCUAUUCAAUCUUAUUAUUCAAAAGUUUACAGAAAAAUUCGAGGAGCGGCGUAAUGAAAUAAAAAAUGUUUUGACCCUCUUUGUUCCUUCUGCUAAAAAGAAGAUUAGGAAUAAUAGGGUUGUCGGCGACGCGCUCCGGGUGCAUCAAUUAGAGAACAACCAGAGCGUCGUCGGGCACGAUAGGGAUGCAAUAGUUGAUCUGGAUUUGAACACAUGUUCUUGUUGUCAGUUUGAUUUGGAAAAAAUACCUUGCCCACAUGCAAUGGCAGCUCUGAGAUUGAGCUUUGGGGAUGGAUAUGGUUCCUCCAUUUACAAUCACUCCUCUCCGUUCUAUAAGGUUUCAACAUAUUUGGCUGCAUAUAAGGGAACCAUUCACACAAUCCCUACAGAAGAGAAAUGGGUGGUGCCUGACGAGAUUCAAUCCACAAAAAUACUUCCACCCGAUGUCGAGCCUACAAAGGGUAAAAGAAAAUUUAAGAGGUGA
Molecule: messenger RNA, 1359 nt
Organism: Nicotiana tabacum (common tobacco)
Lineage: Eukaryota; Viridiplantae; Streptophyta; Magnoliopsida; Solanales; Solanaceae
Molecular function (GO): zinc ion binding
Source: RefSeq, a predicted model, not a curated record